Eremothecium cymbalariae DBVPG#7215 is the source of this 1269-nucleotide messenger RNA. It is a transcript of the gene RTT106, whose product is annotated as Rtt106p. The transcript has a single exon. The record is from RefSeq and is a predicted model, not a curated record. Bases 1 to 1269 code for a protein of 422 amino acids. Gene Ontology annotation, molecular function: histone binding; nucleosome binding. Lineage: Eukaryota; Fungi; Ascomycota; Saccharomycetes; Saccharomycetales; Saccharomycetaceae.
AUGAAUAAAUCACAACUCUUUCUUGACCAGUUGCCCAAGCAAUUGAAAGAGAAGGUGGAGCACGUUUGCAAAACUACUCCAGAAGCUCUACCUAUAUUCCAACUCGUUUACGAGUGUGGCCAGGAGAGAGAUGAAACCAAGAGAAAGACAUUUCGCAUUGAACAAAUAAAUGUGGUUGACGAGGAAAAUGUAAUAUUCGAACUUAAUGAUAUCACUUUUCUAUCGCCAGUAAGGAAGAAGCUCAACUUUGUUAUUUCACUAGGUACUGACAGGAAACCGAUACUAAUGUUCAGUAAAGACAAGACUCCAGAAUUUCUCCUAAGGAAUUUAAGCACUAGUGUGAAAUAUGCAACGUUUUUGCCAUUUCCAGAGAAGAACAACUUGAUGUACCUAUUUAUUUAUUAUAGCGAUUGCGAUGGUGCGAUCGCAGACCCAAUAUUGCUCACUAUGAACAAAGAGAUUAUUCUUAAACAGUUUAAAGAAAAAGGACUGGUGGUUCAAGAUUCCACAGAUUUUAGUAAAUGUAUUGAAUAUAUGAGGAAACAAGCUAUAUUGACAGGAUUCAGAAUCGCUGAUCCCUUUUCAAAUAACCAAAGCCCAUCAGCUUUCCAUGUUGAAUGUCACAGAGGAACCAAAGAGGGUACACUAUAUUUUCUUCCAGAUCAUAUCAUAUUCGGUUUUAAGAAGCCAGUUCUCGUAUUUGAAUCAAACGAAAUUGAAUCAAUAACAUACUCGUCCAUAACAAGGCUAACUUUCAAUGUGACGUUAAUUACCAAGAAGCAGGAAAAGUAUGAGUUCUCAAUGAUUGAUCAGCUAGAAUAUUCUAAUAUUGACGACUAUGUUAAAAGAAACAAGGUGAAGGAUAAAUCCAUGAGUGAUGAGUUAAAAGCGAAACCAAUGACAAAGGCCCAACAAAUUGGGGAACAAUCUGCCUUGAAAGAAGCUGCACAACAAAUGAAGGAACAAGCAACUAUAAGUGAUGUACCCUUGAAUUCAGAUGACGAGGAAGCGGAUGGUAACUUUGAAAGCGAUGAGGAUUCCUCCAAUGUCAGUGAUUCUGAUUCUGGUGAUGAUGCUGAUGAUGCCGAAGAAAGUGAUGCGGAUUCUAUGGACUUGGAACGUGAAGAGCCGCUAAAUGUUCCUAAACCUGACAGCCACACACAAAGAGAUUCUCAUACGAAUGGUGUGGUGCCUCAAGAUAUUCAAAUGAUAUUUGAAGACGACAACGAAGAUGAAGAAGAUGAAGAUUCUGGAGUAGAAUACGACUAA